CACACAAGGCUUCUCCAUUCGGUCCUCAUAUCUCCACGGAGCAAUUGAUUCUUCUGGCACCACCACAAAUUCAUAAGCAUAAGCAGUGAGCUGGGUAUAUUAAGCACAUUAUUCAAUUAUAACAAUCCAAAUUAUAAAUAUCAACAUGGAUGAGUUCAUCGAAUGUCCGGUAUGCGCGUUACACCUCCGGCUGGAUAUGGACCUGGAUGAACAUUUGUAUAGCCACAAGAAGGAAUAUGGGAUAAACAUGUUUCCCCCUGGAGGCAAUAGCUGCGGUAUUAUAGUAGCUGGAAGUAGCAAAACUAAUACCGGAGCAAGUCAUAACGAUGAUGUGAUAAUCGUUACUGACGAUUAUUUGUUUAACGGUCAUGGUACUCAAUCGAUGCACCCGAGCCCAGGAUCUGCUACAGGAUGCGGAUCUGCUACAGGGUCCGGAUUUCCUACAGAAUCCAGAUCUGCUACAGAAUCCGAAUCUGCUAUAGGGUCCGGAUCUGCUAAAGAAACCUGGAUCUUAAAUCAGAGGGAUCUGCUCGAAGCAGGUCCCUCCGGUAGACGUGAGCUUGACAAAGUUCCACAGCAAUGCACAACCCAACGUGAAGGUACAUCCGGAAUCACAAUCGAUAGCCAUCGUAUGACACACGACGAAGCUUUGGUCACUGAUGCCGCUCCUUCCACGACAAGCCAUGACACCCUUGGUCACCACACUGGCAGCGGUAGCAACUGGCUCCAAUUUGCGAUGCAACACCCAUGUUAUGUACAGCAGCCCAUCACUGAGCAUGAAGAUCCUUUGGGUGAAGAUAACGAGUUUGAGUAUGAAGACGCAGAGGAUGAGAAUGAAGAGCGGGAUGAGAUGAAGCGCAUGAUCGCUAACAUGACGCAAGAUCUCGAAAUCUGGAAAAACGACCAUAUAAGAAUAAUGACAAAAACUUUCUAUAUUUAAUUAUACGCAAAAUAACAUGUUCUGAAAAAAGGAAAACUUUAAAAUAAGAAUAAUAUCAACAAAACUAUGUAAGAAUAUAAGUAUAUGAAUGAGAAGGAAUGAGUUAGGGAGCAAGAAUGAGAACACAUUUUUGACUGAAUAUUUUAGAUCGCAAAAAAGGCAGGAGUGUCCUAGAAAGCAUAAAGAGCAGCAACGAAAAAUUUCCACGGUGUAGAGAAACAGUUGAAGUUGUGUUGAUUAGUGGUGAUAGUGCAGUGUAGAUGAUUAAAUCGAUUGAGUUCUGUAACGCCUUACAUAGUAGUACCUGUGAGUCAGGCGUCAGUAUAUUGCCAAGAUUCUUGUCUUCGUUGUUUUGCAUGCUGCGGCGCAAAUCGUUACUAUCAAGCUUCAUAAAAAAAAAAUCAACAGAUAGAUGCAGGUAACAAGGCACAGCGAGGAAAAAUUAUAGAUCCUGCGAUUGUGAAGUAGAUACUAAACAUAAUGUCGAAAUGUUUAUUUGUGAAGCUGCUUCUUACAGCAGUCGUUCACAUGUCUACUUUUCUAAAAGCGUUUUGAUUAGGUGAUCAAAUCAUUUAUAGGUAGUGCUUACUAAGCAAACGAAUCAUUUAAAUUUAACAAUGCACAAAAGCAUUGGUAAAGAAAAAAUCAUUUGUGUUGAUAACGGGCGACACUGGAAUGCUGUUGCAGUCUUGUGGUUGGUAACUACACUGAUUUUGUCCUCUCGGGCACUUGCAGCGAAACCAAAUGCUGAUUGAUCGGUCUUAAGUGCAUUGUAAAAUAUUGUCAUUAUUGUGUUAUUAAAGAGACUGAG
Messenger RNA from Anopheles bellator, 1751 nucleotides. RefSeq lists its product as uncharacterized. The coding region runs from base 146 to 940 and encodes 264 amino acids. The record is from RefSeq and is a predicted model, not a curated record. The transcript has 2 exons. NCBI's taxonomy places the organism in Eukaryota, Metazoa, Arthropoda, Insecta, Diptera, Culicidae.